This is a messenger RNA of Linum tenue, 1374 nucleotides long. The record is from the annotation of a GenBank genome assembly. Lineage: Eukaryota; Viridiplantae; Streptophyta; Magnoliopsida; Malpighiales; Linaceae.
GCUUCCUAAUCUCACGGAGCUCACCUUCCCUUUCUCUCACUGACCCCAAUCAUCUGGUCAUCCAUUUUCCUCGACUUCCCAUCCCAGACCAGAAAACAAUUCCAAAUUGAAUAGAAGUCUCCGCCGCCACGUCAGCCGAUCCUCUCGCGAGUUCCCCUUUCUUCUCCGUCGCGGCCGCAACCCUUAAUUUCACCUCCAUCUACGCGUAGUCCUACUCUAAUUCAGUCAGUCAUAUUCACUCGAUUUUCCUGUUAGCUGUGCACUUGGACUCAAUAUUUUCAAUGGAGGAAGCUGGAGGAAUUGAAACCGUCCCGCCGCUGGUGAAGUUCAGAGCUGACUUCUCCAGAAUCUUCCAGCACUAUCUGGAUAGAUCAGCGCCUCUGCCGCUGCAGAGGUGGCUUGGGACGCUGGUUGUGGCGCUGAUAUACGUCUGGCGGAUUUACUCUGUCCAGGGGUUCUACGUCGUCUCGUACGGGCUUGGGAUCUAUGUCCUGAAUCUCUUGAUCGGGUUUCUUUCGCCGAAAGUUGAUCCCGAGGUUGAAGCUCUUGAAUCUCUUGAUGGAGCUUUGCCGACUAAAACUUCAGAUGAAUUCAGGCCGUUUGUUCGCCGGCUUCCUGAAUUCAAGUUCUGGGUACGCCAUCACCAAGGCUUUUAUAAUUGCUUUCAUCAUGACACUGUUCUCUGUGCUGGAUGUGCCCGUUUUCUGGCCAAUACUCUUGAUUUAUUGGGUAGUUCUCUUUGUUCUCACUAUGAAGAGACAAAUUCUGCAUAUGAUCAAGUACAAGUAUGUACCUUUCGACUUGGGAAAGAAGAAGUACAAGGGGAGCAAGCGUUCUGAAGGAAGUAGUAGUAGCAAGUCGCGAGACUGAACUACAUGAAGAGCUGAUGCUUCCUUGAAACUGGCUGUGUUUUGCUCAACUGAGAAACUUGGAGUUUUCUAUCUGCUUGUAGGUUGAAGGGUGUUGGCAUGUCUUGAAGAUGGUUGCUAUCGGCAAGAAACGUCUUGAUACUCCCCACUCUGCUUACCAGAAAGUGUGGUUGUUAGCUUUUAGAAUUGUUUUUUGUGCUCGUAGUUCAAACAAGAGUCGAUCCUUGUUGGGUGCUUUAUUGUAUUAAAAUUCAUCAACUAACUUGUCUGAAAGGUUGUCUUUGUUUUUUCGGGAUACAAGGGGUUUAUUGGGGUGUGUUUUAAAAGCGAAAUGGGUAGCAAAGUUACAGAAGAGUGUGAAAGCUACUGAAGUAUUUAGGGUUCCUUGGUCAAUUGUAUCCGUAUCGUCUUUUACACCGAAUCUACUGUAUCAUUACACCGAAUCUACUGUAUCAUUUAUUUAUAGUGGAAAAGUAAAACUGCAUGGCUAAGUUGUAAGUUUGGU